AUGGGGUCUGUAGCGCACAGGAACAAUGCGAUGAGUGGCGAUAGGGAACGUGAACCUCUGAUGGCUUCAGUGCCACUUAACAUUUUAGACUCCGAAGCUAAUCGAGAUGAACAGCGACCGAAGUCGAUAGUUGUGAUUGUCAAAAUACUUUACUUUCUAUCAGGUCUCUCGGGAUCGACUUGGGGACGUUAUGCGACUAUAUUCUACGUGACAAAGGGACUGAGUCCAUUUGAAAUUGGGUUCAUUGGAUGCAUAUGUCCUUUCAUACAAACCAUCGGUCAGCCGUUAUGGGGAAUUCUCAGCGAUAGAUGUCGGAAUCGAAAGGGAAUCUACAUGGCUACGAGCACGUUAGCAACCUUAUGCAUUCUCAGUCUCUCAAAUGAUUGGAUAAGUGAUUCGUAUGUGAAGAUCACACUGGUGGCGUGCAUGGAGGCCGCCUUUGUAAGUGGGGGUAUACUGGAUGCAUAUGCGAUCGAUGAACUGAAAAAAAGGGGAAAACUGGAUGACUACGGAAAGCUGCGAGUGUAUUUAGCUAUCUCAUGGGGAUUAGGAACCUGUUUCAUGGGCUAUAUUUCCGAUGACUACGGGUUCGGUGUGGUCUUUUGGGUGUUCGGGAUAUUUCAAUUCAUCAACCUGUGCGUGCUAGCGGUCUUUGUACCUAGUCAUACUGACGAAGAAAAGAGAGUUGGUCGCACCGCUGAAGGGAAACCUCGGAUGUCUGUCCUUAUCAAAGCAAUGACACGGCCGAGGGUCCUAUGCUUACUCCUUCUGCUGACUGUGUUUGGGUGUGGCUUUGGGAUUGUGGACAGAUUGCUGUUCGUGUAUCUCAUGCAAUCCUUUAAUGCUUCUAAAUUUCUGUGUGGAUUGACUGUGGGCUGCACUGUCCUCAUGGAGCUGCCUAUUUUCUACUAUGGCAAAUAUGUACUGCAACGGAUUGGUCCUCAGACCAUGAUGACGAUAUCAAUGUGCGCAUUUAUUGUGCGCAUGUUUGGGUACACAUAUCUGACCACGGAGACAGUCCACUACGUGCUGUUGUUGGAGCUCAUGCACGGGAUAACCUUUGGAUUGAUGUGGACAGCUACAAUCAGCAUAGUAUCUCAGAUAUCUCCUCCAGGGUGGGGAACGGCGACCAUGACAAUUGUGCAAACCACUCUGAGGUGUUUGGGUGCGGGGACUGGUGCGCUUGUGGGAGGCUGGGCAGCGGAAAAGUACGGUUUCAAACCUAUGUUCUGGAUGGCGGGUUACUUAUUCUGCGGUGUAUUAGCUAUACACCUGCUGUUUGGGUAUAUGAGCGGUUUCGAACUCGGCGAGGAACUGCAUGUGAGGGAGGUGAAAGAAACCAUCAGUACCACGGUGGACGAAGAAAAAGAAAGGAGUUAA
Molecule: messenger RNA, 1380 nt
Organism: Sphaeroforma arctica JP610
Lineage: Eukaryota; Ichthyosporea; Ichthyophonida
Exons: 6
Coding region: 1-1380 (459 amino acids)
Cellular component (GO): membrane
Molecular function (GO): transmembrane transporter activity
Source: RefSeq, a predicted model, not a curated record